Doryrhamphus excisus (bluestripe pipefish) is the source of this 1104-nucleotide messenger RNA. RefSeq lists its product as uncharacterized. NCBI's taxonomy places the organism in Eukaryota, Metazoa, Chordata, Actinopteri, Syngnathiformes, Syngnathidae. The record is from RefSeq and is a predicted model, not a curated record.
UGGAUUGACGAUAGCGCCAGCUUUAGAUCUCGCUAUAUAGCUAGCAAGCUAGCUAGAUUUGUAACUUUCGUUAUCGAUGGUAUUUUGUAAUAUAACAAUUUCAUAUCCCUAAGGAAGAGACAUAAUUUACACGUAUUGAAAUUGUAAGGACACUUGGCUUGGGAAAGGCCUCUCUGUCUCUCUCUCUCUUUCUCUCUGGCAGCUGACUUGAUCCUAAAUGUGAACCCGGUCACAAAGACUUGGAAAAGGGAUCACAUCCGAACGUCCUCUGCAGUUGGAAACUGACGUGUACUGUUGAAGACAGAGCCGUGUCUCUUUUUUUAGGACUGGUUUGAAUUGAAUCGAAUGAUACACUGGACUAAAGAAUUGAAUGUUCUGUCUACCACAUGCUUAUGACUGAUACACAAGAACAGGAAUAGUACUUUUCUUCAUGGUGAAUAAAGUUGACAGUCGCCAUGUCAAGACCCCCUUCGCAGACCACUCCGCAGGCCUACAGGGUCAGCGACAAAGACCUGACUGAGAUUGAGCUCCAUUCUGUGGACUCCAUCAAUGACCUUCACCGGACACAUCCUGACCACAACCACAAAGGGUCAAGGCCACCCCGCCCAACUUAUACACCUUCUGUGAAUGGAACCCCACAUGUGCAUCACAUGACCAGUGUGGGCAGACGAGGAGGCAAAUGGCAGAGUCAUCUUCAGGACAUGUUGACUCCCAGCUCAUCACGAGCGUACGCCAUGGCAUGUGCUGUCAUCACCCUGCUACUCAUCACACUUUUACUCAUUUUCUACUUCCUGGUACAACAGGGAAGUGCACUCUGGAGGCUGACGGAGGCCGUGAGGGAGAAAGAAGCCUCGGCGGCAGAGCUCACUUUGUUGAUUCAACAACUACAAGAGCUGACACUCAACCUCACAGUCACUCGAGGACGCACAUGAGAGGAGACGGAGCCAACAUAUUCAUUAUGCAUGCUUAUUGACCGACACUACCUUGAUCAUUAUUGUGAUUAUUAUUAUUGUUGUGAUAUUUUACAUGUUUAAGAGGUUUAUAUGGAGGUGCGGUGGGGGUGGACUUUCUUUUUUUGCAUUUUCCUUGACUGUUAUUGCCAGC